Syngnathoides biaculeatus (alligator pipefish) is the source of this 4034-nucleotide messenger RNA. RefSeq names its product fibronectin leucine rich transmembrane protein 1a (gene flrt1a). NCBI's taxonomy places the organism in Eukaryota, Metazoa, Chordata, Actinopteri, Syngnathiformes, Syngnathidae. The record is from RefSeq and is a predicted model, not a curated record. Gene Ontology annotation, molecular function: protein binding. The coding region runs from base 118 to 2268 and encodes 716 amino acids. The transcript has 2 exons.
UUCCCCGCGGCGGCAUCUCGUCGACAUCCCAACGCGACAUAAAAAGACGGCGCAGAGCACGCUUUCCGGACGACGUGACGGCGGGAGGAUCCUGCGUUUGGCGGAAAUGGAGCGCCAAUGGCACUGAACCGACGGGAGGGUCCAGGUCAGCCGCAGCAAUUUGAGGACGUCAAAAAGACACGAGCAGAAAAGCAAAAGCCAGGCCCCGUUCUCAUCACGAAAAUGGCCCCUUUCGGUCCCGCUCGACUGACGCCGCUGCGUUCCCUCAUCCUGCUGCUGCUCGUGCGCGCGCCGGGCUCGGCCGAGGCCGCCAUCCGAGGACGCCCGGGAGAAAAAGAGGCCACGUGCCCGUCCGUGUGCAGAUGCGACGAAGACUUCAUCUACUGUAAUGAUCGCGGCCUGAGCUCCAUCCCCUCACUGCCUGCUUCCGCCUCCGUCCUCUACCUUCAAAACAACCAGAUCAACAACCCGGGCCUCCCCACUUCCUUGGAACGCCAGCUCACCGUGCACGUAGUCUACCUGUACGACAACGAACUGGACGAAUUCCCCGUGCACUUGCCCCCGUCCGUCCGGGAGUUGCACUUGCAAGACAAUAACAUCCGCACCGUUCCCCGCAGCGCUCUGGCCCGGAUGCCCCUGCUGGAGAAGCUCCACUUGGACGACAACUCCAUUUCCACCGUCAGCAUUGAGGACCAGGCCUUCGCGGACAACCCGCGAUUGCGCCUCCUUUUCCUCUCCCGCAAUCACCUGUCCAGCAUCCCUUCCGGAUUGCCCGCAUCUCUGGAAGAACUGCGUCUGGACGACAACCGCAUUUCCACCAUCCCUACGCACGCCUUCCGUGGCCUGGCUUCGCUGAGGUGCCUCGUUUUGGACGGCAAUCUGCUGGCGAAUCAGCGCAUCGCCGACGACACCUUCUCACGUCUGUCCAACUUGACCGAGUUGUCCUUAGUGCGUAACUCCCUUCAGACUCCGCCCGUCAACCUUCCCAGCGCCCACCUGCAGCGUCUCUCGCUGCAGGAGAACGCCCUGAUUCACGUGCCCCGAGGUUCUUUGGACGGCAUGCGCGGGCUGCAAAGGCUGGACCUCUCCGGAAACAAUCUGACCACCCUGCCGCGGGGACUCUUCCGAGACCUGGACAACUUGGGCCAGCUGCUGGUGCGGGGUAAUCCUUGGCACUGCGGCUGCAACCUGCGGUGGCUGUACGACUGGUUGCACGCUCGUGGGAACUCCAUCACGGUGAGAGGUCUCACCUGCCAGGGGCCCGAAAGGGUGCGGGAAAUGGCCUUGAAAGACCUCACCGCCGAGAUGGAGGAGUGCGAAGCGGCGAGGGCAGCCGGGACGAAAGACAGAGCGAGUCUCGGCGCCGUCGACGGCUCCACCACCGACGCGCCUCCCCAAGGUUCCCUCUUCACCCUCCGCUCGAAGCGACCCGGUCUGGGGCUUCCCGACUCCGGCUUGGACUACACUCUCAGCAGCAGCGGCGUCGGCAAGAGUCUGGCGCUCAACGUGAAGCCUCUCUCUCAAAGUAGCGUCCGCGUCACCUGGAGCGUGGCGCGGCCCACGUCUUCCUUCAGGCUCAGUUGGCUGCGACUGGGCGUGGGAAAUGCCAUGGGCUCGAUCACCGAGACGCUGGUCAGGGGCGAUCGUCGGGAGUACCUGCUCACCUCCCUGCAGCCCCGCUCGAGCUACGUCAUCUGCAUGGCGUCCAUGCCCGCCAGCUCAGAGAAUCGAGGGGGGGGUUCCGGAGAAGCCGACUCCGACGAAGCUCUGGUGUGCGCCAAGGCGGAAACCGCCGACCGUGGCCCGCCGGAGGAAGACCCAGAGAACAGUUCGCCGCCCGUGACGCUGCUGCCCCUGACGGGGAUUAUCGGCGGGGCAACCGCAGUCGUGUCCCUGGCCCUUCUUUUUGCCAUCUUCUGCUGGUACGGGCACAGGAGCGGGCACUGGUGUUCCCGAGACCAUUACACUCGCAACAGCUCUCGCAAAAGCAAGCAUUACGACGACUACAUCGAGUCGGGCACCAAGAAGGACAACAGCAUAUUGGAGAUCCGGGGCCCGGGGUUGCAGAUGACGCCCAUGUCGGCCUGCCAGCCCGUACAGCCCGUACAGCCCAAACCCUUACAAGAGGAUUACAUCAUCCAUACCAUAUUCCCGUCCAACGGCACCGGCCUGUACAAAAGCGCCAAUCACAUGUCUAACGUGAGGCAAAGCACCAACAGGGGCUACAGAGAAGGGGGAAUCCCCGACAUAGAUUACUGUUACACAUGAUGGAUUGGACCAGAGCCCAGAUCCUCACCGCAGAAUCAUUUGGAAACUGCAUCAGAUGCACAAUAUUGCCCCGCGCGGACACAUCGGAAGCACCCUUCUGUGCCUUUGACUUCUGCUGUCCCGUAUUCCAUCAGACCUGUGCUUUUCUGCACCGGGAACACAGUCUAGGAUUGAAACCCAUUCACCGGACGGGACCGUUUCUCGACAUCUGCGACGUGUAAGCAAAGAAUGUAUCCACUGUGGAAGGAUCGGGCGUUCCUUCUCAAACGGGAGACGCCGCCCGAAAUGGAAAUCGGGACGGACUGACGCUCAUCUUGCCGCUCUCCGGUUACAGUUGAGCAUUUUCUCCAGCGCUCGUCGCAAACGACCCUGCCGGCCGUCGAGGGGCAAGGGCUUCGGAAAGCUGUGAUUUGGUGGAAAUCCCACCCCACCCCAAAAAAAAAAAAAAAAAAAAUCAAACAACCACAUGUCUUAAAGCGCAGCUCAUCGUGCCCCCUUCUUGUUUUUGAGCAAAUAGGCCUCGGUCGUACCUCGCUCGGAUCGCCGGCGUUCAAGCGUGGCCGCGUUGCGACGUGAGCGUGGAGAUCAUUUUCAGUUGCUUUCAAGCCCGUCGUUUGGAAACGUGUUCUUUGUUUUGGAAGCCUUGAUUGGUAGAUAUCGCAUCAUCCCGCACACCUUUUUAUUGAUCUUGUUUCGUAUCUUUGUGUCUACACUGAAAUGCUCUUUCAGAUCGCUCACCCUCAUAAUUUAUGGAAGCCACUCUUGAGGCGUUGACUCGUUUCAUCUCGACAGAGUUUCAUUUGAAAGAAAGAAAGCGGCAACUUCAAUUUGGCAUCUGCCGGCCAGACACGAUGGCAAAACGUAUCGGGAGACAAAUCCUCACGAGGAUGACAAAUUCCGCGCGACCUUCGGCCUACGCGACGGGCUGGCCGAGCCGGGAGCGAGCGAGUAGGUGGACUCGGGGGAGUCAAUCAAAGACCGUAGGCUGAUGAAAAAGGUUUCUUGUUGUUUGUUUUGGGGGUAGUAAAAAGACUCAUUCUGACGUCUUUAUUACCGAGUGGCGCUGAAAAUUGCAUUAGCACUUAGCGGAGAAGAGGAAUAUAAAUGUAACGAGGGACACGGCGCCGGCUAAAGUGACAUCUCCGCAGCGUCAAUUGAUGGCUUCGUCACGGCGAAGCUCGUUAAUGUGUCGGGCAUACGUCAGAACCUGCCAAUUGGGCCUCGGGCUCGACGCUUCCAAAAGGGGCGACUGGAUUGGCGCGUCCGGCUGAGUUCUAAAAGCCGUCUCUGGCAAUUUAAGUCAUUUUUCCCGGCUCCCGCAAAGUCCCAGGCCUGGAGAAUGUUGAAAUCGCGCGAUUGCUAUUUUUGCGGCCAUCGUAAAAUACAGACGCGCAUUGUAUUUAAGUCAUUGUUUCACAGCGGUGCCGUUGAUUAUGUCUCAAGUGAUUUGCGGGCUAAGGAAGAAGAACAUUUGGUGGCAUUCGGCAACACGACAUCGGAAACGUCGAAACGGGUCGAGAGGGAUUCGAUCUUACUAUUGCGACAGUCGUUUGAAGAAAGAAAGAAAGAAAGAAAGAAAGAAAGAAAGAAAGAAAAGGGGAGAAACAUACAAAUAAAAACGCGAGUUCAUUGAAGCCUGUCGGUUGUAGAAACGUCGGUUUGUAGAAACCAACUCAUCCCCCCCCCCCCGUUCGGAACCCACAGAAAGUAAAGGCUGCCGUACAUUUCCAUAAAAUGUAUAUGUGAAGUAGAACAUUUGAAUUUGU